Tricharina praecox is the source of this 1650-nucleotide messenger RNA. RefSeq names its product cytochrome P450. The transcript is spliced from 4 exons. NCBI's taxonomy places the organism in Eukaryota, Fungi, Ascomycota, Pezizomycetes, Pezizales, Pyronemataceae. Bases 1 to 1650 code for a protein of 549 amino acids. The record is from RefSeq and is a predicted model, not a curated record. Gene Ontology annotation, molecular function: heme binding; oxidoreductase activity, acting on paired donors, with incorporation or reduction of molecular oxygen; iron ion binding.
AUGUCGUUCACUGCCGCCUUGCACACUCUCGGGUCCUUCGUGUCCGAGCUGCCAGCAUCGCAGCUCUGCCUCGGGGCAGCCGUGCUCGGACUGAUAUCGCAUCACGCCUACUUCAUCCACGGCGAGCGGGACGCCCAUGUGUGGACCUACUUCCUGGUGCUGUUAGGCACUCCAUCCAUGCUCGCUGCUCUCCUCUACCUAUCGACCGCUGCCGGGUUGUCGCACACAGUCUCCACCGUUACCCUCGCAACGACAUCGUUCCUCUCCGCAAUGGCGGCGAGCAUCUUUGUCUACCGUCUCUACUUUCACCCACUCUCGCGCUUCCCCGGGCCCAGCCCCACCCGCCUCUCAAAACUCUACUACAUUCACGCCUACACGCAAGCACGGGGACAAUACUUCCGCGUACAGCAACGGUGGCACGCCCAGUACGGCGACAUCGUUCGCAGCGGCCCAAACGAGCUGAUCGUUCUGCGUCCGGAGCUCCUCCCGGUCCUCGGCAAGGCCGCGAAAGGCUCGUGGUACAACAACGGCAACCGAAACUCGUCGAUACAGCUAGUGAAGGAUCGGGAGACGCACUCGGUGCGGCGGAGGGUAUGGGAUAAGGCGUUCACGCCGGACGCGGUGAAGGCGUAUGCGCCGCGAGUGAAGCACUAUACGGAUAUGCUGCUUGAGAAACUGGCGGAGGGGGAGAGGGAGAAGGAUAUUACUGCGUGGUUUAGUUACUACACUUUUGACGUGAUGGGCGCGUUUACCUUCGGUAGAGACUUUGGUAUGCUGGAGAAAGGCGGCAGGGACGGAAGCGAUUACUUUCUGCGAAUGACGCACGCGAGCAUGAGGAGCAUCGCGCUGCUGGGACAUACGCCGUGGCUGCUGCUGCUCAUGGAGAUGUUGGGCGCCGCAGGGAAGGAGCAUAUGAAGUUCUUGGAAUGGUGUAAGGAGCGCGUCGACGAUAGGAAGAGGAGGGGCAUGGGGGAGAUGGGUAGUGAUCUCUUUGAGGUGUUGUUGGAGGCGGAACCAAAGAACAUAGGUCCCCACCACGUCCCGUUGAGAGGCGAUUCGAGGACCGCUAUUGUCGCUGGGAGCGACACUACCGCCGCCACCCUCAUCGCGCUGUUCACAUACCUCGGCUCCUCCCCCGAGACACUCUCCAAGCUCCAAGCCGAACUCGACUCCCUCCCCGCCGACAGCACCGAAUCGCCAUACCUGUCGGCAUGCAUCAACGAGGCGCUUCGCCUCAACACCGCUGUCCCGAGUGGUGUGUCACGUUACAUCCCGCCGGAAGGAGUCACCCUCGACGAUGGAACCUUCCUUCCGGGCGGGGUCAAUGUGUACUUCCCACUGUGGGUGGCGAUGCGGGAUGAGCGAUGGUUCGAUAAUCCGGAGGAGUUUUGUCCCGAGCGAUGGCUCAUCUCCACCCCGGAGAAACUCGCGGAGAUGAAGGCAGUCUUCCAGCCCUUCUGGAUAGGCCGCUACCAAUGCGUCGGCCGACCGCUAGCACUGGCGGAGCUCCACAGCGUUGGCGCAGCGGUAGCUCGACGCUUUGACAUAUCCCUCGUCGGUGACAGGGACGCCGCGUUCGCAAAAACUAUCGACACAUUCACGUUGGAGAUGGGGGAGAUUCGCUGCGUGUUCACUGAGCGCCUACUGUAG